Phyllotreta striolata is the source of this 1566-nucleotide messenger RNA. Lineage: Eukaryota; Metazoa; Arthropoda; Insecta; Coleoptera; Chrysomelidae. The record is from the annotation of a GenBank genome assembly.
AUGGACGAAGACGAAGCAACAUCAUACCAAGUUUUGUUGGAUUCCAGAUUUUGGAUUCAACAUAUACUCGUGCCUACUUUGGUGUGCAUGGGACUCGUCGGGAAUAUCAUCACUAUAAUGGUAUUAACGAGACGAAGAAUGAGAUGCUCCACCAACACCUACCUAUCUGCUCUGGCUUGCGCGGACAUCAUUCAUUUACUCUUCGGUUUUCUAUUAUCCUUCGAGCACUAUCCCAACGUUCACGAUAAAAAAUACGAAUUGUAUUGGCGAUUCUACGGUUUAACCCACUGGUUGUGCGACGCAGCAAGUGCUACUUCGGCCUGGUUGGCUGUAUCGUUCACAGUGGAGCGAUACAUAGCAGUAUGCCAUCCGAUGAAGGGAAAAAUCUACUGCACAGAGCGUCGGGCCAAAAACAUCAUAGUAAUUGUUUAUAUAUUUUGUUUGCUAACCACUGCUUCGACGACGUUCGAGUACCAAUUGAGUUUCACCGGCGACAAUUGUACGAGGGAAUGCUUCAACGACACGAGCUACAGCGCGAGGAGCGAUCUGAGGACGAACGUCAGUAGAAUGGAGCCCGCGAAUCGAUAUUUCCACUACAAAGAUGUGAAAGAUUACGACAACUACGUGAAGGAUAAAUUGAAGCACAUUUUGGCGAAUUGCACGAGCCAUCCGCACAUUAUUCUUGUGCCGGUUAUAGUGCCGGAAUUGGAUCGCCGGCUAAACGCAACCGAGGAAACUGAAAAGGCUGCCAGAACCAUUGAAAAAGAGCUCGAAGAUACUUUGAACUCCAUAAUGUCCUCUAACGAAACUAACCAGAAAAAUCUAAUAACCGGAUCGUCGAACGGUACUUACGAGGAACUUAAUGCGACUUAUUGUUGCGAAUCGGACAAGCAAAUUUUCGUGGAGAACACCGAAUUGGGCAAGAGCAAAACCUACAUGGAUUUCAUUUAUUGGUACAGCGCCGUGUUUUUCGCCAUUUUACCAUUGCUGCUCAUAGCCACUUUUAACUUCUUCCUCGUUAAGGCCGUUUAUUCAUCGCUAAAAACCAGAAGAGUGAUGACCAACUCCCAAGAGACUGUUUCUUGGAGAAACGAAAAGAGGAUCACAAUAAUGUUGAUUGGGAUAAUAUUCGCAUUUCUAAUUUGCACUUUACCCACAGCUGUUCAUCUAAUUUAUUACCACUUUAACGAACCGAAAAAUAACGUGGAAAUUAACAUACGACUCAUAUUGGGAAAUUUCUGCAAUUUCAUGGUGAUGCUGAACGCGCCCUGCAACUUCCUGAUCUACUGCCUGUUGAGCAGGAAAUUCCGGGUGACGUUCAUGAAGAUAUUCUGGGACAGGCGUCGCGGGACGCAGAUCGACGCCGAAACGAUCCUGUUGUCCUCGUCGAAGGCGAAGGACUCGAACAAGUUCAAUAUAUACAAGCACGGCCUAAUGAAACGAAACGCGUCCGAAUAUCGCACUCCAAGAGAUUUGGAGGCUCAUAGUUUGACCAGCGUGCCGAGAUCGAAAUCCGUUAUGGUUAGGCCAAUUGGUAAAGCGAAAUCCUGUGAUUUAAACGUUUAA